Pocillopora meandrina is the source of this 8398-nucleotide messenger RNA. Lineage: Eukaryota; Metazoa; Cnidaria; Anthozoa; Scleractinia; Pocilloporidae. The record is from the annotation of a GenBank genome assembly.
AUGGCUUCUUCGAAAGCCCACCCUCCUAUGCCUGCAAAGAAGCCUGGGCCACCUCCUAUACCUUCAAGGUUAGAUCUUGGUGAGGCACCUGUGGAUUCUGUCAGCCCCAAUAAAGGGCUUGGAAAAGAUGACUUAUCAACCAAAGGAUCCCCAAAAAUUAAGUGAGAAAAAAAGCAUAACAAUUAUAAUUAUUAUAAUCACUAAGUACUAUUAUUACUAUUAUUAUUAUUAUAAGUUUUUUACUUUGUUAUUAUUGCUUAUUAUAUUUCUGUUCUUAAAUACCCCAGUAACCAAUUGGUACUUCCUGUUGUGUUGUCUGUGCCUCAGUGAUGAUAUUGUUGACACCAUUAGUCAUGUAGUUCAAUUGUCUUGGUUGGUCAUUGGGAUACAUUGGUUCGGUUUAUCAACGCUCAUCCAAAAAGUGCUCAAUCAGAAACUUUGUUACAUGUUUACAGGCUGCUUCAUGAAACCUUAAAUAGGGUCCUGUGUUGGUUACUUACUCCUUUACUACAAAGAGGGAUCAGAAUAUGUUUUCUCUAUAAACUAAUCCUUUAACUCCCACAAGUGAUAAACAAGUAACUUCUCACUGUAAUAUGUAUAUGUCCAGCAAACAGGUAAUGAGAAUAUUCAAACUUGUCUGGUAGAAGGUGUUAUCAUAAACUAACACUAAAUUUUUGUAUUCAAUUUACUGGGAAAUGUAUGAAAGCUAGAGGGGAGAAUUGACAAUUAGAUAUUGGGAGUUAAAGGGUUAAAAAAAAAUUUUCAACCAAAGUUUAAAAAUAAUUGUUGAGUGCAUUGGUUUUGCUUUGCUCUCCUCUUAGUCUUAAAAACUGGCACCUAGUCCUCCUCAACCAAUCUGGUGUAUAUUAGUCAUGUUUGGUGUAAAGCUAAACCAAUUAUGACUUGGCCACUUGCAUUUUCUUGCAAUCCAGGUAGAUAACUUGGUUCUAAUUUGAGUUUUCAUUGGCUCCUUAUGAUAGUAGAGCUCACAGAGCGUAGCCCCAUAAUUAUACAAAACAGCAGUAACCCAUCAAGCCGAAAAAAUUUGGAUGUACAACCAUACGAUGGUACAAACGUACGACCAUACAAGGUGCUACUUUUAACAUACAUGGUCAAGUGUACUGUGGGCACGCCAAUGCCAUGGCUUUGUUCAGUAGUCCAGUGGUCAGUGCACUGGGCUCUGAGGUGGAUGACCUGGGUUCUAGUCCUUGCAGGGGCAAAGUGUUGUGCCCUUUAGACGUGCAGGAAAAAAAAAUGCGAGCUCUGCUUCUAGGCUUGGCUAAAUUUAUAUAUUAUUUCCUUUUUUCUAUUUGGCCAUUGUAGAUUAAGGGUAUGCUGGCUUUUACCCCUUAACUCCCAAAAGUGAUUAACAUGUAACUUCUCCCUAUAAUAUCUAUACAUUAUCUAGCAAACAGUUAAUAAGAACACUCAAACUUAUCAGGUAGAGGUUGUUAUCUUGAUCUUAUGCCAAAUUCUCUCAACUAAUUUACAAGGAAAUGUGUAGCAACUAGAGGGGAGAAUUGACAAUCAGAUCUUGGAAGUUCAAAAUUUUUACAGAGAAAUAUACAGAGAACUACAUGAAGUACUAUUUUUCCUCAAAUUUCUCAGGACAAGACAACAAAUACAUGUAGAGUAUUUGGAUGGGAGAAUUAGCUCUGAGAUUUUCUAAGUUAAGGUUUGAAAUAUUCUUCACCAUACCUUGUUGUUAAGAGAAAUUAUUUAAAGAAAAUAUCUACUUAUGAGAUAAACAUUUGAAUACAGUUUGAAUCGUUUCUCUCUCUUCUUAAAUAGGGCAAAAGGGAGGCCAGAGAUAACCAUAGUAUCAGCAAGACCAUUGGAUUCCUCGGGAGUCAUACCACCUCCUUCCCACACCAAUCAGCCUGCAUCAGCAACUCAGAUUCCAACUAUCCCCCUAAAGCCAGGCCGAAAACCUAAGGGUAGGGAGCCCCCACCCAGACCCAAGUCCCGCCCUGUGAGUGAACUUAACUUGGGAACAGAUGAAAAGAACGAAGGGACAAUUUCUGGGGAGGGAGCCAGCGUUCACGAACCUGCUGAGAAGGGCAGGGAGAGGUCGAAUGGAGUGGAGGUUCCGAAGAAGGGGCCUGUCUCAAGGAUCUCAGCACCAGUUGCUCCGGUGCGGAAGAUAUCAAAAGACGAAGCUGAGGAGAGUGAUAUCGCAGGACGAAAUUUAAAUCCUUUCCUUAAUGAUAACUUAGAAUCGAAUGGAGAAGUAGAACCUGACACAAUGAAAGAUCUUCCUGUAGGAAAGAAGCCCGUUCCAAAGCCCACAGUCAUUCGACCAAAACUGAAAGAAAAGGAAAAGAAUAAUUCAGACCCCAUCGUGGAAGAUGAUGAGCAAAAUGGCGUCUGCAGUGUAAUAACGGUUCAUGAUGGAGCUACAGGAAAGAAAAGCAAACCUACAGUCAAAAAAGCAGAUGACACAGAGGGUUUGAAGGGGAAACAAGACAAAAAAGAGGAAUUUGGUGAAAAACCAAAACCUGAUAAUAGUGACGGAAGGAAACCACCUCCUCCUGCUAAAAAACCAAAGCCGCCUGUUAAACCGAAACCAUACAGUUCUUCAGAAACGCCCAGUAAACCGUCGACGGAAGAAGCCCCAAAAGAGAUAACCGCUGCCCCCAAACCUAAAAGUAGGCCCACGGUGAUAGUUGCGGCCAGGCCUCCAAAGAAGAGUGAAGCAGUGAAGCCUGGUGAGGAAUCUUCCGCAAAUAAGGAUCAAGUGGAUAAACCUCCUCUGAAAUCACCCAAUACAAAUGAGUCUACUCAGAGCAUGCAGGAGGCAAAAACCAAAGAAACAGCGGUUGAUUCACCAGCUGUGAAACCAAGGCGUGUUCCUACUGUUAUUACAGCAUCCCGCCCUGAUUCACCAAGCCCUCAUGCCGAGCGUAAACCUCCCAAAAGGCCAAAGAGAGGACCGAGUAUCAAGGCAGCACCACGACGACCAAUUAGUGCUCCAAGUGAGGAGAACCAAAGUUUCGGUGCCCUUUCAACCGACAGUCAAGACGAGCUAAACACGCGAGUUUCCCAGCAGGACGCGGAAACACUGCAACAGAAAUCACCAAAACCUAGAAGACCCGUGAGUUUGCCUGGAGUCAAAGGCAGAGAAGCGUUAACAACUGCAGAGAAGGCGAGUGAUGCUAGUUCUCCACCAGAAGAGACGAGUAAUCAGACAAGGAAGAAUUCGAAGAAGAGACCACCCCCGCCGAGACCACCUGCAGUGGAUAAUGCUGGUAAGCCUGUGGUACAUUCUGAACCCCAAGAUUCGAGCGACAAGUCCAAAGGGAGAGGAAAACCCCCUCCGCCCAGACCUCUCGCGGUGGGACAUGCCGGUAACAAAAUCGACACGGCCGAAUCAGCAAUCACCGAUGUGCAUGACUCAAGCGAGAAGUCAAAAAGAAGCAAACCACCGCCCAGACCUCCCGCAGCGAGUCACGCCGGUGAUGGACCGGCCUCGACUCCAGAGGAAGACAAGACCGUCAUACAAGACUUUGAUGACAAAAAGUCAAAAAAGAAAAACAGACCUCCGAGGCCGUCCUUCAAGGUGAUUGACACUAAACAAUCACGUGGGGGUAAAGAAGAAGGUCACGCAGACGAGAAACGCAAACCAGCUAAACCUGUACCUGUCGCUCCACUUGGAACCAAUCUCACGAAAACGAAUGUGACUGAGACACGAACGGUGGCCGAGUCGUCAGCUGACAAUCACGUGAAAGACAUGUCACAGACGCGUGAUUCUGAACGAAGAGGAGAUGGAUCUGCCACUGAAGACCACGAAGAAGAGAGAAAUGAACAGGCGUCUUCGAAAACCAAAGCGAAACCAGCGAGACCUCCAUCUUCUUCAGUCUCGACAAAGAGCAAACCACCUCGACCAUCAACAUCUGGCGAAAAGUAAGCAAAACCUAAGCCUUCGUUGUUUGGUUGCAUUCGCGAGUUAGAAACCGUUCGUCAGACAUUUGGCGGUAGAAAUUGUAUAAGUUAAGAUGAUUCAUGGCUCAGUUUUGCUUUCUUGUUUGUGUUCAUUACUAGACGUUUUACUCAUUUUGUUUCCCAUUUUUUUAUGUGUGCGUGGACCCAGGGAAGAAGCUAAAGAAGAGCAAUCUACGACCACAGUGUCAUCCGUGAGUAAGACAUACAUCGAACCUUCCGCCAUUGCUUUGUACGACUAUGAACCUACUGCAGCGGAUGACCUAUCAUUUAAUGUAAGUGAAUGAAUUUAUAAAUUAAUCUAUGUUUUAGUCCGUUGGGGUUAUGUUUACGGCGGUUUGAGGAUUGUAAACAGGUCACACAGUUGGAGACGUCUAACCAGCAAGAUUUUCCAGCAGAAUUAGCAACUCAGUAAACGUUAAAGUCGUUCUUUCUCCCAAAACUGUGGUGGAUAGCGACAUCGAAAUAAACGUUUUUGAAAUUUUGGGGCAAGUGUCCUAUAAACCAUUUCGAUCACCGUCAGAAGAUGUUCACUUCCAGAUGACUGGAAGUUGUAGCCUUUGCAAUUGUUUAAGUUGAUAAAUCCAACGUUAGUUAAGGUGUUGCAUUUGAUAUCAAAUAGUGGUUGAUCUUCUCUCGUCACCAGGCAGGCGAUGAAAUUGUUCUUGUGCAAAAGAUGGACGAUGAUUGGUACGUAGGCCGGCUUGGAGAUAAACAAGGGAUGUUUCCAGUGAAGUUUGUGGAAAUAAUUGAGGAUCUCCCGCAAGAAACGGAAUUACAAAGUCAGGUAAACGUGUACAGUUUACUUCUUUUAAAGUACAUAAUCAAAAAUUCCUUCCGCGGAAGCUUAAUAUCGUAGUUAGUCUCCUAUCUUCUCAUUGGAAUAAUCUGGAUGCCAGCGUAGAGCAGUCGGGAGGGCUAUUUAAGAUAAGAAUUUAACAUUUUCACUGUAUUUCUCUCCACUUUUCGCUUUGCAUCUCUUUCUCUUUUAAUCCAGAGUGAGACUGUAGUUAUUAGGCUUUCGGUCAGUAGAGGAGGUCGAAAUUGAGCGACAAAAAUGAAAAAAUGAAAAAACAACUUGGCCAUUGGUCUUCGAGAGAGAAAAAGGCGGUCUUUGCUUUUUUUCUUUCUCUGGAUCAUACGUCGCGGUGUUUGGCUGCUAGGCCCAAGGGCACGGUGUCCAAGCCAUUUAAGCGUUAUUUGUAUAGACCGCUGAAAUGCUAAACAUGUUUUAUUUUUUGUGCAGCCAGCUACACCGCCAGAGAGCUCCCCAUUCAACGUGAUGUCAUUGUAUGAUUUCCAUGGAAACCUGGAGGAUGGCGAAAUAGACUUCACUGCGGGUGAAAUUAUUCACGUGGUCGCCAAGAUCAACGACGAUUGGUUAAGGGGCGAACUCCGUGAGCAGUCCGGGGCCUUUCCAUGUAACUUCGUUGAUAUAAGUACAGAUGUAAUCAAGAAGUUGCCUCAGUAUGAGGAAAAGGAGACCAUAUCCAAAGGUAAUGAAGAAGAAUCUUCGGACUCGAGUUCAAAUUUGUUCUGCGAGGCGUUGUAUGAUUAUCAUAGCGACGUCUCGCAAGAUCUAAGCUUCAAUGCCGGAGAUGUCAUCAGAAUUAACAAGAGAGUAGGCAAGGAUUGGAUUGAAGGCGAACUUCAAGGAAAAAUGGGUAUGUUUCCGGCAGCCUAUGUAGAAAUUCUUCACGACGUGCCAGAACAAAAGAAGCAACCAGGUAAGCAGUAAGCUUUCAUCUUCGACGUCUCACUUCCCACGGUGAAUAAAGCUGAAGAAAGCUCUUUUUGGAGGAGUUUUCCGUCAUCGUGUAAGAAUUUUGAGAAGCGUAUGAAAAGCGUUGGAUAGUUGAGUGGACCAACGCUCGAUCAAAGUAGUAUUGCUUUCACGUGGUAGAGGCAGUUAGCGUGCGAACGAAGACAAAUUGCCGGCUGGCUAUAUAAAGGCGGAUUUAGAAAAUCGAUAAACCUGGGUAUUGUCGGAGGGGGGUUUUUCAACGAGAAAUAGUUUUUUUCCAUUAUUAGCUGUAAACCUGCUUCACUCUGCAUGCAACUAUAAACGUUCAGAUAGAACGACAAGUGAUAAUGAAGAUGGCGCUAAGGCAAAGCAAAGGACCAGUUGCGGCUUUUUAAGCAAUUCACAGUUUUCUUGUUAGAGAAAAGCGCUUUUACCAGGUGGAAAUCACCUCAAUUUUGCUGGAACUCAGUGUACAAUUGAAUACGACCAAUGGUUGCCAAGGUUGUCACUAGCAAACUUGUCUAUUUAUAUUCAGAGGAGAAAGAGCAUCACAAUGUUGAAUAUGGUAUAGCACUGUAUGAUUUCACCGGCUCAGCAGCCGACGAACUGACGUUCCAUAAAGGAGACAAAAUAGAAAUCACCGAAAGAAUUAACGAUGAAUGGCUGAGAGGAAAACACAAAGGACAGGAAGGAAUGUUUCCGCGGGCUUUUGUGCAACUUUCAAAAGAGGAAUCAGGUAACGGAUUGAAUUAAAAGCUUACCUUUCUAAUAAAUAGACAGCUAUGUAGGUUAACCCAUCGGCCUAGGUUAUUACCCCGCCGACGGAUGAUGUCGGAAAGGAAAGCAUUAUUACAAGAAUGAUUUACAGAGCUAUCGAAGAUUCCAUAGCGUUUGGAGUAUUACUGCUCCCCAGUGGAUGGGAUGUUUUUUAAUCGUAUGUUUCCCCACGAAGUUUUGACGGUUGACCGGUACCAUUUUUUCCUUAAGUGACGGGAGAUAUUUUUGAUUUUUUCGCAAAGCAUCUUGCCUAAGAACACGACACCAUUACGUAAUCGGCCAAUGCCGGAGCCUGAAUCAAGCACUAACCAUUGUACCAAAGCGUUACCCAUAGCGAAGGACGAGUUACUUUCGUGUCAGGGAUGUUACAUCUAGGUCCAACGUAAAUUCUUUGAGUACUAGCACGUAUCUCCCUCUCUUUAUUUAGCUAAGCCCUAUUUUCUGCCUACCCCAGUGAAGUCAACUUUCACUCGUAAAGAAAGGAGACAAGGCUUACAAGGACUCGAAAAGUAAAUUUUAAUCGCAUCGCGCAAAAUGCCUGGACAUUAUUAGUUAUUCAUGAGCACUGAAGCGGGUAAAUUUGAAUGCGAUCGCGCCUUGAAAAGCCCAGAUUAAGAGAAGAAAGGACCGAAACUAGCGUUGAUAAUUGCUUACCAAGGGAAAACGCACGAGGCUUCUGUGUGCCUCUUCUCUGCUUGAACAUCUCCGAGUGAAAUGUCGUAAGGAGGAAGGGCAGAGCGAUGUUGAAUAAGCUAGCUUUAAUAACCAAGUACCUGCACCAUCACACGACUUUACGUUUAACGGCCAAAAAAUAUUUACUUGUACCUUUUUUUCUUUUCAUGCAGAGACAGAAUUUCCACCUGUCGAAAGAGAAAUGCAACCAACGCCAAAAGCCAAGGCGUUGUUUGAUUUUAAUGGCGAGUUUGAAGAUGAGCUGUGUUUUAAAGUAAGAUUCUUGUUAAUCAGUUCUUCUCACUUCCACAUUUAACUACUUGCUUCAAGCAUUUUAUGGACAUCUUUCUAUUUCUAUGUUUCCAACGCACUCUCGAUUAAUUUCUUAUGGCGUCUGUUUUUCCUACAGACUGGUGACGUAAUUGUACUCCUGGAGCGCGUAAAUGACGAGUGGCUUCAAGGGGAACUGGAAAUGAAAGUCGGUCGAUUUCCAGCAGCAUUUGUUGAAAUCCUGACACCACUACCUUAAGAUUUCUCUCUAGUGGAAUCUACCUAAUGCAGAAAAAAGACAAAAACAAAAGAGGAAAAACAAUGGAAUAAAACCGCAAAAACAGUUGUCUCUGUUUGAUAUUUUAGGAGGGGGAGAAAGAAACCAUUUUCAGACAUAAAUGUGGUGGCCGUGCACAUUUCGCGAGGCUGGAAAAUUAAACUUGAGCAAGUGAACCUGGUGUUUGUUCUUUGCGUUUGAUGUUAGGAGAAUUCAUACUGGACUGGCUGACAACUCACCUCGAUUUUACGUGACAAAGUGAAGUUCCGUGGGCACACUCGCUCCGGUGUGUUUGACAUGGGAAGAGGUGAUGAUAAAUUGCAACCGUUUGAUUGAACAAAUAGAAUUACUACAAAUCAGAACUGUGAGUCUCGCUAUAGUCUUUUGAUUAUUUUUAUUUUAAUUCAUUACGCUGAGAGAAAAGUAUCCAUCCCAAGUUAGAUCGAACGCUUCUUUUGAUCCAUUAUUAUGACUAGUUUUCAGAAAUGAGUUACAUAUUUUUUGGAAUUAUAUCAAACUGUGAAACAACAGAAUGUAAAAGCUCAAGAGAUAUUGAAAAAUUGCGAUGCGAUGCGAUGAUCUUUUUCAACCAUUUUAAUUCAAACCGGAUGAUGUUGCUUGUCAAUGAGCGACUCGUUUGUGAUUGUAAAAAUUAUUCAAAAUAUAUAACAAUUUUUGAAGUCUGUCUUCUUUUUUUCCGUUAGAAAAUACAAUUCCUC